GUAGUCUAAACCAUAGCCUUCGUUGCUCAAUGCAAAAUGGGGAGGGGAAGAGAGAGAGAGAAAGAGAGAGAGAGAGAAAAAAACUAGGGCGCUGUUAUCUGGCCUUUUUUCAAACUAGAGUCGGAGAUUUCCGGAGAGCAAGCUGGAGUGAGGAGACGUUGGGUGAGCUCUGGUCAUUGAGUAGAAUACUCAAGCUGCAAAGCCUCAACAUCCAGGAACUUCAGGGUUGCAAGCGAAAUAACUCACACUGACCAUGCUUGAGAACAAGAAGGCAAAGGUGAGAUUCACCUUCUUUGUCAUCCUGGUGGGUAUCUCAGCCAUGUUCACCGCUGUGGUGACAGAUCACUGGGCGGUGCUGAGCCCGCGAGUCGAGCAGCUCAACGACACCUGCGAGGCGGCCCACUUUGGCCUUUGGAGGCUCUGCAAGAAGACCAUCUAUAUUGAGGAGGAGGAGGCCGUGGGCAAGGGCUGUGGCCCCAUCAGCUUGCCUGGAGAACGGAACUGUUCAUACUUCAAACAUUUCAAUCCUGGGGAAGAUGCGGAGGUUUUUGAAGUUAAAACUCAGAAAGAGUACAACAUCUCAGCUGCAGCCAUUGCCAUCUUCAGCUUGGUGUUCAUGAUCUUGGGCACGCUCUGUCUCCUGUGUGCCUUUGGGAAAGGCAAAGACUACCUGCUGAAACCUGCUGGCAUGUUCUUCACCUUUGCAGGUGUUUGUGUAAUCAUCUCGGUGGAAGUGAUGCGGCAAUCCGUGAAAAGGAUGAUUGAAAGUGAGGACACCAUCUGGAUUGAGUAUUAUUACUCGUGGUCCUUUGCCUGCGCCUGUGCGGCCUUCGUCCUGCUAUUCCUCAGCGGAAUAGCCCUGCUUGUCAUCUCCAUGCCUCAAAUACCACGUAACCCCUGGGAAACCUGCAUGGACGCAGAACCGGAGACCGCCGAGUAAAGACCUCAAGGCGGACAAACGAGGCACUUGUGUCGUCAAGUCAGGCUAUUUAAGACAGGAUUUCUGAAAGUGCGAGUAAAGAUUUUCAGAAGUAUGAUUUGUCAAAAUAUAUAUUUUCGACGACUUUGUACUUUAAACCACCAACUGAAGCUUAUAGUUUGAAGCGAUCAAGUUCAAUUUCGGUGUUUCCUUUUUUAAAUAUAUAAGCAGUUUUUAUGCUUGAAGAGUGCUUUGCUCUGUUGCAGUACAAUUGAACAUUUUAAUAUUUUAUAUUUCAUGGCAGAACUAAUGAGGAAUUUUUGAAGUAAACAGAAAGUAAAGCUAUGUUAGUAUAAAAAGAAAACUGUUAGAAGUUGAUGUGAUAAUCAAAAACAUACUAAAGUCACGGGCCCUGUUAUUAGGCUGUGUAACAAUUAAAUCUUUUUUUCCCCUUUACAUACAACUGGAAAAUACCCAGAAUUAUUUCCAUUGCUUAGAGCACUGGAUGAAAUUAUUUUUGAAUAUAUAGUUAAAAGAAAUCCUUUAAUUAAGCAUAAAUACACUUUGAUACCACAGGCUUUUGGGAGCGAAGACAGCAAAAGGCUGUUUUUACUCGUGCGCCUGAAAUCAGUGCGCAGAAUGUUAAUGGCCAAUUGCCCCGUCUCUCUGAAAAGCUCAAUGCUGGACCGCAUUCAGGGAGCGCAGGUGUGCACGGAAAUGAAGGGAAACUCAGGCGGGAUCUAAGUUUAUUUUUACAGUAAACAAGCAGAUCUUGUUAGACAGGUUAGAGAUCCCUGUGUAGUUGUUGAUGAAAUUUCGUACUUUAUCUAAACGAGUGCACCAUUUUCGUAUUUGUAGACUGUCCACGAUUUACAACACGUCACCUUAAAACAACUCACACAUGCAAAGUUUCUCUUUUUUUUUUUUUAAAUUAAGGAAAUAUAUGCAAAAAUAGGUUAUACGAUCCGCAGCCUUGUGCCACCUAGUGCAUAUUGCUGGCCAUAUUAUAGAUGCUACUAGAAGGUACUGUACUGUAUGGCAGUGUGACCAUCCCAGCCUCACAUGCAUCCCCAGGUCUCAUUCGCACACCUAAAAGUCAGUGCGAUUGGCCUAUUCCGGCAUACGUACAACCACUGCGACUGAACAGAGGCCAGCCAAAAGUCAGGGACAGACUAUAUCAGGCAGUUUCUGUCGGGGGACAUAUUAAGGGUUGCGACUGAUGGGGCCGACCUGCCUGACAGGCAGCAUAGGCGAUCGCCUAGGGCACCAUUUGAUUAGGGGGUGAAAAAGAGCAAGCGGGGGAAAAAAAAAUCAUAAUACAUGAUAUGAGUUAUUUACACUAGUUUUAAUAUUUAACUUUUGUUGUGAAACAGACGCCAGCUAGCCAGUUAGCAGCCAGAUACCGUGUGCUACCAAAAUGUUUUUAAUAUAAAUGAAUUGACAAAAUUCGUUUCCUGCUGCUGGGGGGGGGGGGGGGGGGGGGGUUGAGCAGAAUCUAGCCUGGGGUGCCAAACCACCCAGAGCCGGCCCUAGGGACUAACCUGGCAAAGUGCUUAAAUUCACUGCACUGAAAACCAUACACGAAGCUUAGGAUUUUUCUUUUUUUUUGUGCUGUUUGAAAUUUCAUAACGCCCAUUUUAUGGUUUUCGUUUUGAAGAAAAACAUGUUCAAUUUGUUCCAGAAAACAACACAAACAGUAGCCAUCAUACCUCGUUUUUUUCUUGUAAAACAAGUACUGUAAAAUUCAGUAGUAGCCUGUUUUUUUAUACUCAAAGUUAAAUACUGUUAUGAGGUUUUAACUUUCAAUAGGCCUGUAUCAUAUGAAUUUGAAGUAUGAAACUGACAGGAAAUGUCGUACGGGUUUGAUCAGAGAUAACAGAGGUGCACAUUGUCUCUUUUUUUAUGGUGUUUCUAGUAUGAUGUAAUCCUUUGGCAAACGGAUUUUAAAUAAAAAUAAAUAUAUAAAUAAACUUGAACUGGUUUGA
Paramormyrops kingsleyae is the source of this 2904-nucleotide messenger RNA. RefSeq names its product voltage-dependent calcium channel gamma-1 subunit-like. Gene Ontology annotation, molecular function: calcium channel regulator activity; voltage-gated calcium channel activity. Lineage: Eukaryota; Metazoa; Chordata; Actinopteri; Osteoglossiformes; Mormyridae. Gene Ontology annotation, biological process: calcium ion transmembrane transport; regulation of calcium ion transmembrane transport via high voltage-gated calcium channel. Gene Ontology annotation, cellular component: L-type voltage-gated calcium channel complex; membrane. The record is from RefSeq and is a predicted model, not a curated record.